Aphis gossypii (cotton aphid) is the source of this 1776-nucleotide messenger RNA. RefSeq names its product zinc finger BED domain-containing protein 4-like. The record is from RefSeq and is a predicted model, not a curated record. The annotation marks the transcript as partial. NCBI's taxonomy places the organism in Eukaryota, Metazoa, Arthropoda, Insecta, Hemiptera, Aphididae. The transcript is spliced from 5 exons. Gene Ontology annotation, molecular function: DNA binding.
AUGCCAUACUACAGAGGAAGAACAUCGGAAACAUGGAAUCAUUUUGAGCCGGUAGAUGGUAACAAAGCCAAAUGUGGUUAUUGCAGUGUACAUUUGAGUAUUUCUGGUGGAAGUUUAAAUAAUCUUAAAAGACAUUUGACAGCAAAGCAUCCAACUGUAUCUAUAAAUAGAAAUGAAUCUAAUCAAAGAGAUACACUUCUUAACGAACCUGAUAAUUCACAACCAAGUACCUCAACUAAUUCACAACCAAGUACCUCAACUGCAUCUAUUAGUUCACCUAACGUAGCACAGACCAGUUCAGUUUUGACUCCAAUAAUUGCUAGUAUUUCUGAUAAUUUUCAACAGUCACUUAAUCGUCCACAUAAACAAGCACGAAUGACUGAUUUCGUUCAACAAUCUCGACCUCUAUCAGUUACAAAAAAAAAACAGUUUGAUGAGCAACUUGCUAAAAUGAUUGUGAAGAGAUAUUAUCCUUUUGCUCUUGUUGAGGACCCAGAGUUCAAGACAUUUUUGAAUAUGCUGAAUCCUUCUUAUGUAUUGCCAAGCAGGAAGACUGUCUCUAACAACAUAAUACCGAGACUUUAUGAAAAUUGCAAAAACAAUGUACAAUGUUUAAUAGACUCAACUGUAGCAGUGUGUCUUACAACAGAUUGUUGGACUUCAAACGAGAACAUAAGUUUUAUGGCCACAACUGCUCAUUUUUUUGAUGGUAAUACUGAGUUGAAAUCCUUCUGUCUUGACUGUACACAAUUUAGUGAACGACAUACAGGAGACAAUUUAAGCGAAAAACUUAUGAAAAUUGUGAGAAAUUGGAAUAUAACUCAUAAAGUGACAGCGAUCGUCAGUGAUAAUGCAGCUAAUGUCACUAAUGCCAUACAAAAGACAAGGUAUCGCCAGGUUUCAUGUUUUGCUCAUACAUUGAAUCUGGCGGUCCAAAAUGGUCUUAAGAAUAUUUCAUCGGUCAUCCAGAAAGUUAAGAGCAUAGUCGAAUACUUUAAGCGCAGUCAUCAUGCAUUAGCAAAAUUACAAGCCACUCAAGAACAGAUGAAUAUGCCAAAGCUAAAACUCAUACAAGACGUUGCAACAAGAUGGAACUCCACUUAUGACAUGUUGCAACGUUUUGUAAAAGUAAAAGAUGCAAUAAACUCAACAUUGGCUGUACUUCAAUCAAACGUUGAGAUGUUGACUCUUGAAGAGUGGAAUAUUGUUGAGAAGGCUGCAGAAGUACUUGAAAUUUUUUAUGAGGUGACAAAAGAAAUCAAUGGUGAUCGAUAUGUCACACUUUCAGUGGUCUUGAUAUUUACUGGUGUCAUUUUUGAAUCUAUGAACAAGUAUGAACAAGAUAUAACCUUACCGAUUAAUGUACACACUAUGGUAUUAACCUUAAAGCAACAGAUAACUUCUCGUCUGAAACCAUUAGAGGAUAAUGAUCUAGUUACACAGGCUGCAUUAUUAGAUCCACGGUAUAAGAAGUUGCAAAAAGUGUGUUCUGUUGAAAUUGAAGACACACAUACACAACAUGACAAUACUCAUACUCAACAAAGUGAUGAGUCUAGUACUAGUAGUUCACUGUUGUGGAAAUCGUUUGAUGAACAGUACAACAGGAGCAGAGCUUCACAUAAUCCUCAAGCAGCUGGAAUAGUAGAAUUGGAUAACAAUUAUGACGAACGGAUCAACAACGACGUGUACGGACGUACGGCUGGUCACUCGAACAGAGCGGGCGUGAAUGAUACAUAUAGACCACUGGACGACGCGUGCUCGGGCCAGGGUUGCCAG